AUGAAAGUCGAAAAUAGGACGUUUGUGGUUUCUGGAGGCUCCUCUGGGCUCGGAUUGUCAACUGUACAUGAUCUCCUAUCCAAGAAGGCCUAUGUAGCCAUUGUUGACCGCUCGCCACCCCCUCAAACGAUUUCAUCUUCUCCAAAUGUCAAGUUUUACCAAACCGACAUCACAGUUCUCAAGGAAGUGGCUUCAGCCGUGGACAAGAGCGUUGAAUGGGCAGCAAGCACAGGCGCGCCUCUUGGCGGCGUCAUCAACUGCGCGGGUGUUGGUACAGCAUCGAAGAUCAUAGAUGCCCAUGGCAAACCUCAUAAUCUGGAGCUCUGGGACUUCACUCUAGCUGUCAAUCUGACUGGAUCAUUCAAUUUGACGCGCUUGGUGCUGGAGCAUCUCGUCAAAGUUUCCCCAGAGGAUACAACAGAUGGAGAACGAGGGGUAGUAGUGUUCGUUGCAAGUGCCGCUGCUUUCGAAGGCCAGCCAGGGCAAACAGCUUACUCUGCAACAAAGGGGGCACUGUGCUCCAUGACUCUUCCCAUGGCCCGUGAUCUUGCUAGACACGCCAUCCGCGUCGUUACUAUCGCCCCCGGCGUCUUCGAUAGUAGCAUGACCGCCAAUUUCCCCGCCAAAACACGGAGAAGCCUCGAGAACGAAGGUAUUGUGUACCCAAGGAGGUUUGGUCAACCGUAUGAAUUUUCAAAGACCGUUAUGUGGAUCUUGGACUGUCCAUAUGUCAAUGGCGAAACUAUUAGACUGAGCGGAGGGGGACGACUUCCAGGGAAACUAUGA
Psilocybe cubensis is the source of this 786-nucleotide messenger RNA. RefSeq names its product putative oxidoreductase. The record is from RefSeq and is a predicted model, not a curated record. NCBI's taxonomy places the organism in Eukaryota, Fungi, Basidiomycota, Agaricomycetes, Agaricales, Agrocybaceae. Gene Ontology annotation, molecular function: oxidoreductase activity. Bases 1 to 786 code for a protein of 261 amino acids. The transcript has 3 exons.